This is a messenger RNA of Oxyura jamaicensis (ruddy duck), 4549 nucleotides long. It is a transcript of the gene SLC39A13, whose product is annotated as solute carrier family 39 member 13. The coding region runs from base 715 to 1821 and encodes 368 amino acids. Gene Ontology annotation, molecular function: zinc ion transmembrane transporter activity. Gene Ontology annotation, cellular component: membrane. The transcript is spliced from 11 exons. Gene Ontology annotation, biological process: intracellular zinc ion homeostasis; zinc ion transmembrane transport. Lineage: Eukaryota; Metazoa; Chordata; Aves; Anseriformes; Anatidae. The record is from RefSeq and is a predicted model, not a curated record.
UCAAUGCCUUGGAGUGAAAUCCUGCACCGCUGAAGUCAAAAGCAAACCCAUUUACUUCACUGAGCCCGGGAUACUGCUAUUGAUUCCGAUAGUCCCAGGUGCUCAGUACAGCUUGGUUUACCCGAGGAAGUGCCUGCCUGUUGUAACUGCGAUCAUCACAGACAGGAUCUGUCAGCGCAGGGAACUGCGCCACUGGGGACUGAUGACAGUUACUCAGGCAAUAGGAAGGCGGCCGUGGAACACAGGAACCAUAAAUCUUACAACUUCGGAACCGAAACUUGCUUUCAGAAUUCAGCUCCCAACAUCAACUUUCUGCUUCUGACUGAGAAGGAUCGAACUUUUCUGAAACUGCCUUCGCAACGCGUCCCUGUCGGAUUGUAUUCCCUUUACGUGGCUGCAGAAAGAGCAGCCCAGCCAGCGCAGGCUACUGAUGGCUGACUGAAUUCCAAACUCCUGCUCCGCGGCGUGACAUUGGAGUGAUGUAAUGAGACCGGGGUGAGACUGCAGACAGGAGGAACGUCAGCAUCAGCAGCGUCUCCUAGGGGAACGGGGUUUGUUCUGGAAACUGGAGUGAGAAGGGAGUUCUGUGUCACGGGGGAAAUGGUGAGAGAUGGAACCGAAAGGUAAAUGCAAACUGAUCACUUAAAUUCAUCAAGAACCUUUCAGAGGAUUGAAGUUACCGAGAUCGGCCAGCCUGGCUGAGACCACUUAGCGAUGACAAAACAAAAGCUUCUGCUUGAUGGGACAUUCUCCUUGUUUCUGAUCGUGGCCUGUGAAGCUCAGCAGCUCCCGAGGAGUCAUGCUGCUGCCAGUUCUGGCCCUUUGUGCGAGAAGGAAGCAGAGUCCUGGGGAAACCUGUUCAGCAGUGAGCGGCUGGAUGCAUGGGUCUGUUCCCUCAUCGGCUCGUUCAUGGUGGGGCUGAGUGGGGUCUUCCCCUUGCUCGUGAUCCCCUUUGAGACAGGAGCCGCCCUGCGGUCAGAAGCUGGAUCACGUCGUUUGAAGCAGUUGUUGAGCUUUGCAAUUGGUGGACUACUGGGGAAUGUGUUUCUGCACCUGCUUCCCGAAGCCUGGGCCUACACGUGCAGUGCAACAACAGGAGAAGGGCAGAGCUUUCAGCAGCAGAAGCUUCUGGGUCUCUGGGUGAUUAUUGGUUUCCUGACCUUCCUGACGCUAGAGAAGAUUUUCCUAGAGAAAGAAGAGAAGGAGUGCCCUGGUGUGGGCUGUGAUUACAAAGCGCCAGCUGGAAAGAUUCCCAAUGGAAGUGGCUACCCCCUGUCAAAGGUAUCGGGCAGAUCCCAAAGAGAGGAAACAGGUUCAACUCAGUGUAACGGCUCCACUCCGCAGUCGUGUCCAACAGACAACAGAAUCAAGAUUAGUGGAUACCUCAAUUUGCUGGCCAACACCAUUGAUAACUUCACACAUGGCCUGGCAGUCGCAGCCAGCUUCCUGGUUAGCAGAAAGGUUGGGUUUUUAACCACAAUGGCCAUUCUCCUGCACGAAAUCCCACAUGAGGUUGGGGACUUUGCAAUCCUACUUCGUGCUGGAUUUGACCGCUGGAGUGCAGCCAAGAUGCAGCUAUCCACAGCUCUUGGGGGGAUUUUAGGAGCCUGCUUUGCAAUAUGUGCUCAGUCACCGAAAGGAGCAGGGGAGACAGUAGCCUGGAUCCUCCCUUUCACUUCUGGAGGAUUUCUGUAUAUUGCCUUGGUAAAUGUUGUGCCUGAUCUCCUGGAGGAAAAGAACCCGUGGAACUCCCUGCAGCAAGUUCUGCUCCUGUGUACAGGCAUUACCGUCAUGGUGCUACUCUCAUUCACAACUGACUGACCUCUGCGCUGACUUCAUGAUGCCUCCCAGAGCCACGGCAGUGACUCUGAGCUGUUACAAAGCAAUAAGGAACACUAAUGUUAUUUCCUAUGUGUGUGCGUGCAGAUCUGGCUGCUAGUGUGAGAAGCAGGUGAGAAAGAGGUCUGGGUGUGCAGGACUUCGUUCCCUGGCUCUCCUGUCCCUGUUCUGCUAAAAUCCCACACAUCAGGGCUUCUAUUUUUUUAUGGAGCAAAAGAUACAGCGAGCAGAAACGAACUGAACAACUGCUCAACUGAGAAUGGACAAAGUUUUAUUUGGUUCAUUCUGAUGGAACUGUACCUCCCAAGCUCUUGUGUGAACACAACAGAGGCGAUCCCUGUAGCUGGUGAAGAACGUCUAUACCACUCUGAGGGCUGGAGACAGAACAGGGAUGGCAAAACAACAGUAAAGCAACAGCUUUAGCCAGAACUCCCUAUCCACGAGGAGUUACGGUGCUAUGAAAACCUGCAUUGCAGAUAGAGGGGAAAGGCUCCUUUCCAACUUAUCUCUGGCUUUUCAUUGACAUCACUUGUUCCUAAGGGUAGUAUUAGCCUUGGCAGUUCACUUCUUUGGUCUGUUUAGUAUUUACUUCUGUUGAAAUCGAGCCAAGAACCUGGGGCACUUUUGGAUAGGUCACUACAAUUAAAUGGCUCAGCUUGGAGAUUACUUGCCUCAGCCCUUACCACUCCAACAGCCAGCACAGCCUGUUUGUUUUUCUGAAAAAUGGUCAGUAAAUGAUUCUUCUGUUGCCAGACUAUCAGCUCAUCUACACGUGAAAGGAAAGCCACGUAGCUGCUAUUUCUGACCUUCCUCUCCUCAUAACCAUCAGCUGAACAUGGCCGAGCCUGCUCCUGAGACCCAAUUCACCCACCGUCUGCUCACAAGUUUCCAAGCCCUCUUGAGAAGGAAGGAUUAGCAUGUCAGCCCUGCCUGGCACGUUACAGCAGUCCUAGACUGUCAUGGCUCAGGUCAGUUUGGGCAGUGGUUGGACUCCAUUCAGUACAGCCUGGUCAGCAGCAUAUAACCCCAUGUUAGCUUUUCCUCUGUUCAAUGCAGCAUGUUUAAAGGCGUGCUGUAACCAAAGCUAUAGAUGGUAGCUUAUUUCUGGUCGCCUUACCUCAUGGUGGUUAGUCCGUUGGGGAUGAAUGGAUGAGCAAUAAUACUGGGAUUCCUUAAGGGAAGGGGUACAGCUGCAGGGAAUACUGGAGGGAGGGUGAAAUGGGAAGGGUGAAACUGCUGGUUAAAAAUCCGUUUUUAAAAAAUGGGUCUGGAAAAGCUGUGUGCUGAGCAAGGAGAGGAAAGGGUAGCGUUAAGCAUGCUUUAAGAGUUUUCUGUUGUAUGAUAUUUGGGGUAACAUUUUUGGCAAUUUUAGGUCAAUAAAAAUGAAUGACAUUUCUAGCACUUUGCCCAGACGGGCAAAGCAGACAGGGCUGACCAAGCCCUCAUUCCACAGGGAUGCUUUAGUGCCACAGAGACGUGCGCAAUUGCUAGAUUAUCCAUUCUGCAGAGCUUAUCCUCGCUUUGCUUAAAUGUGUUUAAAAGCUGGUCUAAUUGAAAUAGCAGAAUCAUUGGAUACAAAACAGGUGCCACAAUGUGAAUUGCACCAAUUCAGUUUUGUUUUUAAACAGCUUUUCUAAAUGAGCACAGCUCUCCAGUCUUCACAAAGCCUUAUCAAGAGGGCUUGUCCCCAGAGGGGGUAAUUUGGGUCGGAGCAAUGAUGCAGGUAUGCUGCCCGCAGCAGAGGCAUUUACUUUCCUAAGAGAUUCUUGAACUGUAGACACAGUUCUUUUCUUAUGACAGCUCCUGUCCUACUUUUCAGGGAGAGCUGGAGAGCUCAUGCUUGCAGCUUUCUCUGCCCAGGAACUGCUGUCUGAAUUUUUUUCGUCUUUCCUUACCCCAGGCUCACACAGUAAGUAGUUUCACAGUGAGGGAGGCUUAGUACCUUUUUUUUUUUCUUAGGGGAGGAGGAGUGUUUUGGAAAACAAAGUAGCUUUCCUUUGUCAGCUUCUCCCUCUGUCAUUCAGUUGUCAGAAAGUCUAAAGGUAGCAUCCACUUUCCUGGAAGAUUAAUCUGAUUAGCCUGCAGGGACUGGAUGAAUAUAUUAACCUCCCUAGUUCUAGCUUCGUUGUUCCCCCCUACCCUCCCUGGGGACUAAAGCUAGCUGGACCCUGUAGUAGGGCUUUGGAGGCUGAGUUUGUAAAGAGGUGCAUGCAAUUUCCCAAGAUCUCUCUCAAAAUGAGACUGGUGUUUAAGUUGAAGCAUUGCCAGGUGGGUGCCCAUGAGUUGGUGUUGUUGCAUCAGCAUUGACUCUUGCCAAGACUAAACUACAGUCAGGAUUUUGUGCUCAGCGUUCAGGAAUGUGAAGUGGAUGACACUGAAGAAGGAAUUUCUCAGUUGUUUUUCUUGGCUGAUACCACAGGCCCAGAGAGUCUGCGGUUCUUGGGAAGACACCCUGUAGAGGGUAUCCACGGGGCUUACAGGAGAGGCUGGCUUUCCACUACAUGCAAUGUCAGCCCUGGGGCUGAGGAUGCAGAGCAUUGGGAGGAAAUGGAGCAUCACUCCACCACAUUUGUCACUUUUGGAAAUGCAGAGAGAUUAGUAUUUUCUAAGCUCUAUUUUUUCAGCUACUCUUAUGCAUUUUCCCACUUCAUCUGUAUUGGUCUGCUCUGCAUGGAGACAAUAGAGAUGAAAUAAAUGGUUUUUCAUUGUG